Molecule: messenger RNA, 1337 nt
Organism: Musa acuminata AAA Group (dessert banana)
Lineage: Eukaryota; Viridiplantae; Streptophyta; Magnoliopsida; Zingiberales; Musaceae
Product: GDSL esterase/lipase EXL1
Exons: 5
Coding region: 74-1165 (363 amino acids)
Molecular function (GO): hydrolase activity, acting on ester bonds
Source: RefSeq, a predicted model, not a curated record
AGAAAGAAGUUACUGUAGACAGAGACUACCCGCAUUUAAGAAGAGCCUUUGAACUACUGCACCAUCAACAGGGAUGGAGGACAAGUGCUCUGUUCCGCUCUCGCUCGUACUUCCGCUGCUGCUGCUGCUGCUGCUUGAAGGUGUUCGAGCUCUGACUACGACUGCAAACAAGACGACGCCGAAGGUACCGGCGGUGGUGGUGUUCGGGGACUCGAUCGUCGACCCUGGGAACAACAACGUGUUGCCGACCAUCGCCAGGUGCAACUUCCCCCCGUACGGUAAGGACUUCCCCGGCGGCAAGGCCACCGGCAGAUUCUCCAACGGGAAGAACCCCUCCGACAUCCUCGCUUCGCAAUUAGGAGUAAAGGAGUAUGUCCCAGCAUACCUUGGCACACAUCUUGAUGCCCAGGAGCUGCUCACUGGCAUCAGCUUUGCAUCAGGUGGCUGUGGAUAUGAUCCUCUCACAUCACAACUCUUGGUAGCUCUGUCGCUGAGGCAUCAGCUGAACCUGUUCAAGGAGUACAAGGAGAAGCUAAAGAGGGUUGCUGGAGAAGGCAGAGCAGCCGAUAUCAUUGCCAACAGUUUAUAUGCUGUGGUCACAGGGACUAAUGACAUUGCUACAACAUACUUUCUGUUGCCAUUCCGAAGGGCGGAGUUUGACAUCCCUUCCUACAUCACAUUCUUGGUGCAAUCAGCUUCAAGCUUUCUUCAGGAACUCUACCUCUCGGGAGCAAGAAGAAUUGCUAUCAUGGGAGCCCCUCCUAUAGGAUGUAUGCCAUCACAAAGAACUCUUGCUGGUGGAAUAGAGAGAGAAUGUGUUACCCUGUACAAUGAAGCUGCAACGAUGUUCAAUUCCCAACUAUCAAAGGAGGUGCAAAGGCUCGAUAGCACACUGUUGGGAUCAAAAAUAGUCUACAUAGACAUAUACACUCCAUUGCUUGAUAUGAUCUUACGGCCCUUCGCCUACGGUUUUAAGGAGUCCACAAGAGGAUGUUGUGGCACAGGUUACUAUGAGGUUAUAAUCACAUGUAAUAGCAUCACUGCAACUUCAUGUGCAAAUGCUUCAGAGUAUGUAUUCUGGGAUAGCUUCCACACUACAGAGAGGGCAGCAGAGAUGCUCAUUACCCAAAUUCUUCAGCAGUAUGGUCCAAGUUUGCUUGACUAAAGCUAAUUUACCUUCCCUUUGGUACUACUACCAGAUAUGCCAUCUCAAUUAAUUCUACAUUGUCCAAGGUUUAUAAUUGGGCUGAUUCCUACUGAUAUGUAACCAAUGUUUUAAUGUUAUUGACACCGUUUGUAUCUUUUCAGCAUCUAUGAUCAGCUUAGCUUUAUAUGCA